ACUUCAAUUCAAGCGUUUUCAAAACCUUGAUUUUACCGGGAACUUUGCAUUUGUUGUUCUUUCAAGCUGGAAAAAUGAGUUUGUGGGUAGAUAAACACAGGCCAUCUUCUCUAAAUAAGCUAGACUACCAUAAAGAUCAAGCCACUCUACUUAAAAAGCUAGUUCAUGGAGGAGAUUUUCCACAUCUAAUGGUGUAUGGACCGUCAGGGGCAGGUAAGAAGACUCGCAUCAUGUGUCUAUUGAGGGAGCUCUAUGGAUCAGGAGUGGAAAAACUACGUAUUGAGCAAAACAAUUUCACUACACCUUCCAACAAAAAGAUCGAAAUCUCUACCAUCUCCAGCAAUUAUCACAUUGAAGUCAACCCAAGUGAUGUGGGAAUCCAAGACAGGGUUGUUAUUCAAGAAUUGAUCAAAACAGUAGCUCAAACAAACAACUUGGAUUCCUCACAAAGAGACUUCAAAGUGGUCAUCCUUACUGAAGUAGAUAAGCUAACGAAGGAUGCUCAACAUGCUCUCCGUCGCACAAUGGAGAAAUACAUGGCAACUUGCAGGCUGAUUCUGUGCUGCAUCUCAACAAGUAAAGUCAUCCCAGCCAUCCGCAGUAGGUGUCUCGGGGUCAGGGUCUCAGCACCUACCAUCGAUCAGAUAACGCAGAUUCUCCAGACAGUUUGUAAGAAAGAAGGAUGUCCAAUACCUAUAGAGUUAGCUAAAAGGGUGGCCGAGAAAAGCAAACGGAAUCUCAGAAGAGCAUUGCUUAUGGCAGAAGCUUGUAAAGUUCAACAGACUCCAUUAAAAUCGGAUCAAGAGGUUUCAGAGCCAGACUGGGAAGUGUAUCUCCAGGAAACAGCUAACAUGAUUAUCCAACAGCAAUCUCCACGACGACUGCUGGAGGUCAGAGGUCGUUUAUAUGAACUUCUGACCCAUUGUAUACCAGCAGAGAUCAUUAUGAAGGGAUUGUUACAAGAAUUGGUCAAUAACUGUGAUGGAGAACUGAAAACAGAAGUUGUACAAUCGGCAGCAUUUUUCCAACAUCGACUCCAACUUGGACAGAAGGCUAUCUAUCAUCUGGAGGCCUUUGUGGCAAAGUUCAUGGCCAUUUACAAAAGAUUCAUGGAAGAAAGCAUUGCAGAUCUCUUCUAACAAAUGUAGGGAUAUUCUGAAUGUUCUGAAGAGACCGGUAACAUGACUUGUUGAAUGUUAUAAAGCUGUGAGAGUUGCAAGAUAUAUUGAAUAGCAAUCAAAUAAAAUAGGCAUUCAUCUUUA
Molecule: messenger RNA, 1262 nt
Organism: Ostrea edulis (European flat oyster)
Lineage: Eukaryota; Metazoa; Mollusca; Bivalvia; Ostreida; Ostreidae
Product: replication factor C subunit 3-like
Exons: 7
Coding region: 75-1139 (354 amino acids)
Biological process (GO): DNA-templated DNA replication; DNA repair
Cellular component (GO): nucleus; DNA replication factor C complex
Molecular function (GO): DNA binding; ATP hydrolysis activity; DNA clamp loader activity
Source: RefSeq, a predicted model, not a curated record